Paramecium tetraurelia is the source of this 636-nucleotide messenger RNA. RefSeq lists its product as uncharacterized. Lineage: Eukaryota; Ciliophora; Oligohymenophorea; Peniculida; Parameciidae. The transcript is spliced from 2 exons. Gene Ontology annotation, molecular function: protein binding. The record is from RefSeq and is a predicted model, not a curated record.
AUGAAUUCCAAAUCACUCAUAUUUAGAUUUCCAAUGACUUACGAUUAAUCAAAGGCCUUAUUAGAGCAAUCGAAAUGUGAUGAAGAAUUCUUCAGGACCAUCAUAGGUUUGAGCCUGUAAUUGAAACAAUUCGUGAAUGAAGAUGACAUCCAAUCUUUGACUAAUUUUUUUAAUCAAAAUGCAGGAAUGAUCCCCUUCUUAAGAAUAUUCAUUGAUGAAUCAUUUGAAUAGGCUGUUUUAUAUCGAUAUGAAGAGAUAAUACGAUAUUUCAUCAACAAUAGCUAUUAAGUUACAGAUAACAAAAUUCUAAUAACUUUAUUACAAACCAGCAGGUUUUUGAAGCAUGAUCCACCAAUCGAAGUCCUAGAGUUAUUAUUAAAAGAUGGGAAUGUAAAACCUGAUGAAGGCACCGAUGAUAAAUUUAGAACACCACUCCAUUUAGCUUGUAAAUACGGCAUUGUUGACUUUAUAAAAAUUUUAAUCGAGAAUGGUGCAGAUAUAAAUGCAAUUGACAAAAAAAAGUUUACUCCCCUAAUGCACUUAUAAAAGAAGAUGUAAAAAUAAGAGGGACUAGAUGCAAUCGAAAAGUAUAUGUAUUAGAAGGGAGCAGAAACUUAUGUUACAUCUAUAUUUUGA